Molecule: messenger RNA, 336 nt
Organism: Opisthorchis viverrini
Lineage: Eukaryota; Metazoa; Platyhelminthes; Trematoda; Opisthorchiida; Opisthorchiidae
Exons: 3
Coding region: 1-336 (111 amino acids)
Source: RefSeq, a predicted model, not a curated record
AUGCAGCUAGGCACUGGAAGGGUGUUACAGCCGAACGAUUAUAUAUUUUUAUUCUACCAGUUAACAGUUGAUGUGCAUUUUCUUGCUCCGCACUGUUCCGCAGUUGGUUUCGUUAUCAUCAUUAUCAUCGACAGCAUGACAUCUGUGUUCAAUACCGAUGUCUCACUGCCGUACAACCAUGAUUUAUUUGAAAGCUUUAUUGUGAAGAAUAAAGCUGAAUAUGCUGCACACAGGCCGUCUCAUGAUUCAGUUGGCACGAUAUUCGAGAUAUCGCAGUAUAUUUUCAUAAGGGAAACUACUCACAAGGUUGCUGAAAAUGUUCCACCAUCCUUCUAA